Pelodiscus sinensis (Chinese soft-shelled turtle) is the source of this 709-nucleotide messenger RNA. The record is from RefSeq and is a predicted model, not a curated record. Lineage: Eukaryota; Metazoa; Chordata; Testudines; Trionychidae.
GUAAAAUGCCUGGUGGUGCUGAACAUGAUGCCUAAUGCUUUUGAUGACCAAUACAUCGGCUGCGCUGAUAAAAUGGAUAAUGAUGCAUCUGAACUGCUAGAGAAAGAAAAAUCCUGGAACAAUCGACUGAAAAACGUGUGGGAUCAUUCAAAAACAAAAUGGGCAAGUGUAAAACCAAAACUCUCUCUGCCUACUAACUUUAAAGAUGAGUAUGGAAGAGCCAUUGUAGCCUAUACUAACAGCACUCCAUUGGACAAUGUAGUUUUUUCAACUGAAUUUAAUCAGGCAGUGAGAGGGAACGGGACAUCUCAAGCUCAUUACAUGGCCAAGUUCCAUUUCAAAGCCUUUCACUAUUAUUUGACAAGAGCCUUGCAGCUCUUACGUGGGAAGUGUGAUCAGAUGGUGUACCGGGGGGUUCCCGAUGAAUAUAAGCACACAGAAGGUUUUAUCAGGUUUGGACAGUUUGCUUCUUCCUCUCUUGAUGAACAAGAAGCUAAGAAAUUUGCUGAGAAGGGGCCAUCUGGCGCCUCCACAGUUUUCACCAUCCACACGUGCUUCGGCGUUGAUAUCAGUGAAUUCUCAUACAACCCAAACCAAAAAGAAGUGUUAAUCCCAAUCCAUGAGAUAUUUACAGAAGAUAAGGAUAACAUAUUUGUCCUCCGGAGCACAAAACAGACCUGCAACCACUUUAACUGCGCGUACCUGGGCG